Messenger RNA from Tetrahymena thermophila SB210, 5999 nucleotides. RefSeq names its product two component regulator propeller family protein. The record is from RefSeq and is a predicted model, not a curated record. Gene Ontology annotation, molecular function: calcium ion binding. Lineage: Eukaryota; Ciliophora; Oligohymenophorea; Hymenostomatida; Tetrahymenidae. The transcript is spliced from 3 exons. Gene Ontology annotation, cellular component: membrane.
AUAUAUUUCAUAGAAAAACUAAUAGUGAAAAACAAGAAAUUUAAAAAAGUGAUUUAAGUUCAAAGAAAUUUCAUUAACAUUUAAAUAAAUGACUUCACUAUUAAUAAUUUUAUUUAGCAUAUUUAUGAACAUUGUGAGGAUGUAAUCUCGAACCGUAGCUUAAAGUUGGGUUUACUCCUCAGAAUAUGAUUUUAUUUUAUCUAAAACAGAAAAGCAAGGCUUGUACAAUAGAAUUUAGGUAGCAAAAAAGGCCAAUCUGGUUUUUAUUGCAUCUGGCAUUUCUGGAAUUAAGAUUGUUAAUCCUCAAAAAAAUUACGCUGUACAGAAUGUGCUGAGGACUAAUGAUUUUAUUGAAUCAUUUGCUGUGACUUAAGAUGCAAAUUAUAUUUUUUUAUCUAUUAAUGGAACAUUAACUAUCAUAGAUUACACAAGUAGAAGUAACUUUUAAAAGGUGUCUUAAGACUCAGUAUUAGUUUAAAAUAUGGAAAUAAUAUUAAAUAAUGCUGAGACUGUUUUAUUUUUACUCUAAUCUGAUGGAAAAGUAAGGGCUUUAAAUGUUUCCAAUAAAUCUAAUCCUACUUUUGCUGGAAGUGCUUUAUGGCAUUAAACUCAGAUUUUUAAUGGGCUCAUUUCUUAUGAUGAUAAGUGGCUUUUUUUGUGCUAAGGUUAGAAAGGUUUAGGAAUCUAUUAAAUAAAAUACAAUAAAGAUGGUACUAUUAGCUUAGACUUAGCUGGAGCAUUUCUUGGGAAUUAAUCUGGUUCAUAUGCAGUAGAAAUGACUACUGACUUAAAAUACAUUGUGAAUAUUGAUAACCAAAGAGGUGUCAGCAUUGGAGAUUUUACUUUAAUCUCUAAUUCUAAUGGUUAUUAUGUGGAAACUAACUAUACGAUUUAAAUAUGGUGGCCUUCAAACAUCACACUUCCUGCUCCAUAUUCACUUUGCCUUUCAAGCGAUAAUAACUUUUUGUUUAUGGGCGUUCUUGCUUAAGGCAUAUUUAUAGUUGAUAUCACUGAUAAAUCUAAUCCUCAACUUUACUAACAAAUUGUAGUACCUUAUCAAGGAGAAUCUGUAAAAUUAUCAGUUGAUGAAUCUCAUUUGUAUUAUGCAAAUGGCUAGAGCUUCUUAGCUUUUCCAAAAAUAACUCCAAACCUAAAUAAUUAAUACUUGAAUUUGUUUAAUAAGCAUCUAGCUCAUACAUUUUCUUGGUCAGAUACCUACCACUACUGGAGAUGCUAAAUAGAUGAUUCAAACAAUCUUUAUUAUGGGUCUUUUGAUGAUGAUGGAUUGUGGAUCUUAGAUAUUAAUAACCCUUAAGAUAUAAAAGUUUUGGUUCAAAGAUUUACGCUACCAAACUCUACAGCCAAUAUAGACAAUAUUAUAUUCUUGAAUGAUUAUCAAUAUAUACUAGUUCCUGUUUGUGAUGGAGAGAAUGUAUUGGCAGUUUAUGAAACUAAGGAAAUUUUAACUAACAAAUUAUAAGCUAAACCCCUUUAAAUGAUUUUUUAUCCUAAUGACUACUACGUAGUUGAUUCAGAUCUUAAUGAAUAACUUAAUUUAUUGGUUACGGCUGUGGGAAGCUCUGUGGUAUUUAUUGAUGUUACAACAAUAGGAAAGUUUUUUGUGAAAUCUGUAUGGUAGUUUGAAUAAGGCAUGAAAGGAACUUGCACUGGAAUUAUGUUUACUAAUGGAAAUCAAUAUGUAAUUGGGUCUAGUAGAGGGUAUGGAUACUUUAUUUUAGAUAUCUCUGACUUAAGAAACAUCAAAAAAGUUUAUUAUUUGAAUUCGUUUGGUGCUGAAAACUUAGAUUCAUCAAGUGUUUCAAAUGAUAUUGGGUAUUUUAUUGAUGGUCUUUAAGGAGUCAUAAUAGUGGAUUUUUCUAAAUUACCUUAAAUUAAUAUAAUAUCAUAAAUUUAACUUCCAGGAUGGAGCAAUGAUAUAACCUUUGUGAAUGAUGAGAAACUAAUGAUAGUAUCUACUCUAGAAAAAGGUAUGAUAUAUAUGAUAGAUAUCUCUGAUAUCCAAAAUCCUUUCUUAGUCUCUCAAUAUACUUAUCUAAAUCAAAAUGGAAUGUCUUCUUGUGCCUUAAAAGAUUUCUCUUAUUUAUUCAUUAACAAUAAUAUUGGAGUCAUUUCACUUCCUACCAUAGGAAAAGUGCAGAUGCAUGUUGAAGUAUAAGAGAUUAUAGGAUUUUCAAGUACGAUAAAUGAUUACGUUUAUAGAAAGAGAUAAAUUACAGAUUCAUUCCUAGUAGGAACUUCUAUUAAUAUAGACAUCUAGUUUUUAUAUCAGCCUUUAGAUUUAGUUGUUGACAGUGUUUUGUAUUAUAAAGAAAAUUCCCUUACUCCUCUGCCUGAUUGGAUUACUUAUGAUCCAGAUCAAUUUUGCUUAAAAAUACAUGUUGUUAAAGAAUCAAUAGAUUAAUCAAAUUUAGACAGCUCCCUUUUAAAUGUAUUUGUCUUGAAAACGCUCAAACCCCUCUAUGUGCAAGACUUUUACUUUAAAAAUUAAAAUUGCCUCACAGAUAAUUAUCAAAAUUGGUUGAUAUUUUACUUCAUUCGAUAAAAUGGUUAUAUUGAUGAUUAGAAUUUAGUAAAUCCUAAUUUAAAACUCUCUAUAUAAGAAGAGAUAUUCAUACCUAACGUAAGUUAAGAUGACUAAAAUUUUAACACGUGUAUCAGUGAUUAAGUUAAAUAAAUAUUACUGAAUUCUAUACAGUAUUCUCCAAUUUAUUUAUUUUUUAAAACAUCAUUAAUAUAUAACUAGAAUCCCCCAAAUAAAAUUGCAUAUAUUUAAACAGUGGCGACUUCAGUGUCUGUAAAUAUAAUAGUUUAAAAACUAAGUGGAAAAUUUAUUGCAAAAAAUCAAACAGGAGCAAAUAUCUCACUCAAUGAAGAAUAAAAUAAUAUUUUGAUUACUGGUACUGUGGAGAAUGUUAAUAAGUAUAUAUCUGGAUAAAUCGUUUUUUUUGUUUUAGAGGGUUAUACUUACAAUAGCAUUUAAGCAGAUCUUUUAAUAUCAGAUCAAAUCAACUAUGACCUAUCAUUAAAUUUUUAACUUUCUGAAAUUAAUUUUAUAAAAGAAAAAAGUCCAGUAAUAAAGAAUGAAUAGUAUUCGCUUUAGAGUUAAUUUAAUCAUUUUUAUUCAGAUGGCAGUUUACAGAUUCUUACUGAAUUUUCUUUUUCAAUCUUCUAGAAUACCUUUUUAUCACCAGAUGUUGGUUAAGUAACGUACACAGCUUAUAUUCACUAGGGUGAUGAAUUUGUUUUAUUAGACUCUUCUUAUUGGAUUUAGUUUGAUACACAAGGAAAUAAAUUCUACGGUCUACCACCCUAGAAAGCAUUUAGAAGUUCAAUAAAGAUUUAAGUUGUUGGUACAGAUGGUUAUUCAAGUUGUUCAGACACAUUUGAUAUAACAGUUGAUUAAUUGCCUCUUUUAUUUGUACUUAGAUUAAUUGUUUAAAUUGUUGGGCCUUUGAUAGGUGCUUUAGGUAUGUAUAAGUACAGAGAGAUUUUUUAUAAUUCGAUUUUUAAAACAAAAAAUCGCUAUUCUAAUGUAAAUGCUUUGAUUAAGCAAAAAUUUGUAUUAAAAGUGCCCUUGAUCUCUCAAGAUUUAAAAAAAGCAAAGCAUGUUAUAGCUGAUUUAAUUUAAAAUGUCAACAAAGAACAAGGCAGUAACGCUAAAAAGAUAGGUUUAAGAAGGUUAGUCAAAUUAGCUACUGUAUUGAAACAAUCAUAAGAAUAGGGAAAUAUAAAGAAUUUAUAAGACGUGCAGUAAGAAAUUGAUGAAGUGAUAGAUGACUUACAGGUAGAUUAAAAAAUUCGUAAAGAAUCUAAGAAUAUUUAAAAUGCAUAAAACAAUAAAUAAAAUGCUUAAUAAUCUAUAAGAAGAUAUUAAUUUCCUAACAACCUAAAUGCUGAUAUGAUUGAUAUAACAAAUUAAUUUAAAGAUAAAUUAGCUGCUAUAAAAACAAACACUCGUAAUACUAAAAUAGAAUAAAAAUAUUUAAAUAAAGAAGGACGAAUUAAUAUGAAAUUAGUCAUCGAAGAUAUUUUAAUCUAUAAUAAAAAGUAUCAAAAACCUGACAAAAAAAAAGAAUCAAAGCUCUUUAGAGAGGAAUUAUAUAAUAAAAAGUCAAAUCUUUAUAAAUGCAUAAAGCUAUUGCUAGCUCGCUAUUUUAUUGCUUUAGAUUUAAAAACAAAUCUGAUAGCAGAAUAUAUCAGAGAGUAUGGGAAAAAAAAUUGCUUUUUGUACACUCCUAAUGACUGGUAUAAGCAAUUUGUAAAAAUAGUUUAUGAUGAAAAUCUAGAUAUUCAUGGAAACGUAAUAUCUUGGCCUAAAAUACAAAUGAAUAACAAUCGAAUAGGCUCUGUUCUCAAGCAUCUUUUUCAUUUUAAUACUAAAUUUAUAAACUUAAAUUCCUUAACUUCAAAGGGGAUUAAUCCUUAUUUAUUAAAGUAAAUAUUGAUAGCUGAUGCUCUUGGAAUUGACUUAAAGAAAAGUUCACUCUUUCCUUCAUAUGGAGAAUGCCUUCAUUUAAAACCAGGAGAUUUAAGAUCAGUCGAGUCUUUUAAAUUUGCUCCUGGAGGAUGUUGCUUCUCUUUAAAAUCUUUAUUAAAUAAGGAAUACGAUCCUUAUGGACCUAAAGAAAAUCUUUAUUUCCCUAGCUGGCUUAAUCUAAGCAUCUAAAGAGGUGUUAUCAUUUUAUCAGGUACACCUUAAAAGUUAGACAUAGAAGAAAUACUCAUCAGGUUCUACGGACUUCAAGGUUAUAUAUAUCGUUCUUUCAUAAUAAGAGUCUAAAGCUUAGGUUCUAAUAAAUCCAAAAAUAGGUCUAAUACACCUAAAAAUUAAGAAAAUAAUAUAGAUACUUCUUUAGAAGAUGAUGAAGAUAGCAUUAUGCAAAUCUCUGAGGAUCAAUAUAAGAACCCAAAAAAAUUUGCUGAUGACUACAAUAUGAACUCAUGUUAAAGCUCACACUUUGAACAGGAAAAAAAAAUCAAAUUCUUAAAUGAAUCUUCUAAAUUUUCAAAAGAAUCUUAAGCUCACAAUGAAAAUAUUAGUUAAGCAGAGACUCCUUAGAUAAAUUAGCUCUAAAAUACCCCUAGAGAAUAAAGUGAUUUAUAAUAAAUUAGUUUAAACAUCUGAGUUUCAAAGUAUAAUUAAGUAGUAUGGUAAAAAUUAUCUUUAGAUUUAAAAAUUUUUAAAACAUAUUUAAAUUUUUGUAUUGAUUGCAUAAGGACAGAAAUACCAGAUAAAUCCUGAAAAAUAUAAAAUAGCCCAACUUUUAAUAUUAUAAUAUAAAACUAAAUAGUGAAGAUUUGAAUGUUUGUGCAAGUCAGUUUUAUUAAUAAAAUCAGAAAAAUUAAAAAUUAGAAUUAUUUUGUUUUAUUCAUAUUUAAUGCAAAAAUAUAUCAAAUGUGUGAUCAACAAUAAUAAUUUUUUUUUCUUCAAAUUUUUUUUCAAUUUAUUAAACUUUUUUAUGGUCGUCUAUAUUUUCUUAUGAUUUUCUCUCAAUUUAGUUAGGUUAUUAAGUUAUAAGUUCAAUAUUAUCUUUUACUUAAUACAUAUUGUAAAACUAAUCUAUUAGUUCAAAUGUACCUUAAUUUUAAUUAUUUAAAUCUACCUCUUUACUUUAAAUAUUGUUUUAAUACUGUUAAUAUUUAUUUUGCUCACUAUAAGAAUCUUUUAAUAAUUUAGCAAUAUCUUUAUUUAUAGAAUUGGAAAGAUUUUCUAAUAUUGGAUCAUUUUUAAAAUUAUUCACAGGUUCUUUACUCAAGCAUUACCUUAACAAAACAUUUAUCUGCUUCUUCACAUCAAAAUUUUGUUUUUACUUUAGUAAUUCUUUUAUACUAAUUCCCUAGUUUAGUUUUCCUUACAACAAAUUUUACGUUUUUUCUUAUUACUUUAAUUAUUUGCUUUGCAUUAUUUCUUUAUUGCUUAAAUCAUUUUAAAUAAUUUAUUUAUUAUUUUAAUAUGAUAUACUAGUUAAUUUCUAUUU